Molecule: messenger RNA, 1153 nt
Organism: Rhododendron vialii
Lineage: Eukaryota; Viridiplantae; Streptophyta; Magnoliopsida; Ericales; Ericaceae
Product: ethylene-responsive transcription factor TINY-like
Exons: 1
Coding region: 165-866 (233 amino acids)
Biological process (GO): regulation of DNA-templated transcription
Molecular function (GO): DNA-binding transcription factor activity; DNA binding
Source: RefSeq, a predicted model, not a curated record
CUCUCUCUCUCUCUCACCCCUACAAAAAGCCUUUGUCAGCUUGCUUCUCUCUCCAACGGCAACUUCCAUUUCUGUCUCUCUUUCAUUUCCUUGCCUUUCUUUUCCCUAUUGUUUUAUUUGCUAAAUUGGUAAGAAGAAUAACCAAGAAAUCAUCAUUUACUUCAAUGGCCAAACCUGCACAAAGUUCAGCAGAGGAAACUGAAACCACCAAAACCAGCUCAUUCCCGUCGUCGUCGUCGUCGUCGUCUUCUUCUUCCUCAACAUCUUCAUCUGGGUCUGCUCAGUCCUUGCCAAACUCGGCCUCGAACCAACUCACUACCACCAGUACCAACAACAAACAGUACCCAGUUUACAGGGGAGUCCGGAAGCGUAGCUGGGGCAAGUGGGUGUCCGAAAUCCGCCAGCCCAGAAAGAAAUCGCGCAUUUGGCUCGGCACUUACAACACCGCGGAGAUGGCGGCCCGGGCGCACGACGCCGCCGCGCUGAGCAUCAAGGGCAAAUCGGCGAUCCUCAACUUCCCUCAGCUCGCCGCGUCGCUGCCCCGUCCCGAGUCCCUCUCUCCUCGCGACGUUCAAGCCGCCGCGGCCAAAGCGGCCGCGAUGGAGCAUUUCAGUUCUCCUAUGAUCACUUCCUCGUCGUCGGAAGCUUCGGUUGCGACGACCGCUUCCGACGAACUGGGCGAGAUAAUUGAGUUACCGAGUUUGGAAGGGAGUUUAGACUCGCCCGAGUCGAGAACAGAGUCCUUUUUUGUUGACUCGGUUGAUGGGUGGAUUUAUUCGCCUUGGGGGUGGCAAGAAACUGGGUUCUGCGGCGAUUAUUUUGAUCAGUCGGGGGAGGCAGAUUAUGUGAUUCCAUUAUUUCAAUGAGCUUGAGUUUGAAAUAUAGGACUCGUCUUAGUCGAGCUGCACGUAAACAGCCGAGGCACUGAGUUAUCAAAAAAUACUUAGCUUUCAGUUUCAGACUUGUCCAUAUAAGCUUUCAGUUCCUGUGUAUAAGUACUUGUCCAUAUAAGAUUAGUUCAAAAUACCUUAUUAUUCUCGGGCUGUGUCAGUGUAAGAUCAUAGGUACUCCUAGUUGGAGCCAUAAGAUUAGGUCUUCAAUAACGGCCAUGUACACUUUUUACUGAGAUAUUAUGGUAGACUUCAACUCAAAA